Molecule: messenger RNA, 1626 nt
Organism: Leptosia nina
Lineage: Eukaryota; Metazoa; Arthropoda; Insecta; Lepidoptera; Pieridae
Source: the annotation of a GenBank genome assembly
AUGUUUAAGAGUCGGGGGGAUAGUAAUAUUGUAUAUAAAUGUACAGUAAGACUACUAGAGGAUACUGAAAUAUUGGAAUGUGAAUUUCAUCCUAGCUAUAAGGGAAAGUUUUUGUUAGAACAUGUUUGCCAACAAUUAAAUUUGACUGAAACAGAUUAUUUUGGUCUACGAUAUGUAGAUUCUAAUGGACAGCGGCACUGGUUGCAUUUAGCUAAAUUAAUAUUGAAGCAAGUUAAAGAUGCAUCACCAAUACUCUUCAGUUUUCGAGUAAAAUUCUAUCCACCGAAUCCAUUGCUACUUAAGGAGGAUGUUACACGUUUUCAAAUUUAUUUGCAAUUGAAGAGAGAUUUGCUGCAUGGUCGACUUUACUGCACUUCAAAUGAGGCUGCUAUGCUUGGAGCACUUAUCAUACAGAUCGAGCUUGGAGAUUACGACCCUAGUAUUCAUGUUGGUAAUUAUGUCACUGAAAUGAGGUUGUUGUUGAGACAAACUGAUGCCAUUGAAGCAAGAAUACAGGAGUUACACCGGGAACCUGUAGAGGGCACACCUGGUGGGACGGGUGGCGUUAAAGGCAUGUCUACCCAAGAGGCGGAAAGGACUUUUCUCAAGAUCGCCUGUCAACUUGACACUUAUGGUGUAGAUCCGCAUCCUGUCAAGGACCACAGGGGCAACCAACUGUAUCUAGGUAUCAACCAUUGUGGAAUACUAACGUUUCAAGGCAGUCGCAAAACACAUCACUUCAAAUGGUCUGAAGUUCACAAAAUUAACUUUGAAGGCCGGAUGUUUAUUGUUCAUCUUAAUUAUCCUGAGAAAAAGCACACAGUAGGUUUUAAGUGCCCAAGCGGAGCCGCGUGCAGGCACGUGUGGUGCUGCGCUAUAGAACAAAUGCUCUUCUUUACCUUGCAAUCGUCAUCAGACGCCUGUGUCUACUCCGGCGGAGGACUGUUUUCUUGGGGUACAAAAUUCAAGUAUGUAGGGAGGACUGAGAGGGAGAUAUUGGAGAGAGACGGACUUCUUGCUCCCAGGGACUCACAGGACGAGGGUUCAAGUACCGGUGGUAAGCGGAAAGCAUCAAGUGUUCCGGCUACACCGUCUACACCUAUGACUGGAGAUUUUGGUUACAGUAGUCUCCCACGAUCAACCCACAGUGCUCCACUGGAAGAGAGCGCUGUCCCAGGACAACAGUUAGGAGAGGGGGAGGCGUGUACCGGUGGCUGUUUGCUGAGCGGCGCUGCGGUGGACAUCGCACUUUGUGAUCACUUCAGGACCAUUACUGAUGAUAAGCCAGCGUGUCAAGAAUACUCGCGAGAUCCAUUCGAACACUCCUCGACGGAGUCCGGUGCGACGACUCACGUGACGCACGUCUCACACGCUUCCCAGCCGCCGGACGACUGGAGACCUCCCGCCCUUCAACCCCCACCACGGCCCUUCAGCUUAUUGCGCGCGUUCGUGCCAUCCUUUUUGUUCGUAUGGUUGUCUCUCGCUCUAGCAAUGUUAUUCCUCUUCGAGACUGAUUGGCCGCUGUUUCGACCGUUGAAACGGAAACCGGAAAUCGUCUCGCUCAGACAUCACUACUACGCGCCAUUAAAAGAGUACUUGAAGAAAAAAGUGGUCGAGCUUUUUUGA